AUGUUGAGGAACUCAGCAAAAACUUCGCUAAAAGUGAUCCGUCGCGGAUUGUUCACUUCCGCUAAAGUAUUGUCAGCAGCCGAGCCAUCACAAUCAGCACAUCCGGCAACAAAGCCGCCUAAAGCAGUAAAAAGACGUCGCAGAACGCAUUUCUCGGACAAGCUCAACAUGGGUCCAUCGUUUGCGGAUUUUGUGAGUGGUCGGGCAAGUGAAAUGUCAACUGUUGAUCCUAUAGUGGCAGCCCAAGAAGGUAAAGAUGAUUUAAGAAUGCCACCUUGGCUUCGUGUUCCGAUCCCCAAAGGCCGGUCUUAUCGCAGAAUAAGUGAAGACUUGAAGCAGCUUCAUCUAUCAACGGUUUGUCAGGAGGCCAGGUGUCCGAAUAUUUCUGAAUGUUGGGGUGGAAAGCGUUCUGAGGCAACUGCCACAAUUAUGCUUAUGGGGGACACUUGCACGAGAGGAUGUCGAUUCUGCUCCGUGAAAACAAGCAGACACCCUCCCCCUUUGGACCCGAAGGAACCUGUGGAUACUGCUAGGGCUAUUUCCCGGUGGGGGUUGGGAUACGUGGUGCUAACUACUGUUGAUCGUGAUGAUUUGCCAGAUGGAGGCUCACGGCAUCUUCUGCAGACCGUGGUGGAGAUCAAGAAGAGAUCACCAAGCACUCUUGUGGAAGUUUUAUCGGGUGACAUGAGGGGAAACUUGGAUGAUGUGAAGACGCUUGCUUUGGCCCCUAUGGAUGUCUAUGCACACAAUAUGGAGACUGUUGAGGCUCUUACUCCAUAUGUGAGGGAUAGAAGAGCUACAUACAGACAAUCUUUGAAGGUGCUAAGGGCUGCCAAGGAGUUCAACCCGAAACUCGUCACAAAAUCGUCUUUAAUGCUCGGAUUCGGUGAAACUGACGAGCAGGUGAUGCAGACUUUGCGUGAUUUAAGGAAGAACAACGUUGAUGUUGUCACUUUUGGACAGUACAUGAGACCUACUAGGCGCCAUGUUAAAGUUGUCGAGUACGUGAGACCAGAAAAGUUCGACUACUGGAAAGAUCAGGCGCUUAAAAUGGGUUUCUUAUACUGUGCAUCUGCUCCGCUUGUUAGAUCUUCCUACAAGGCAGGUGAGGCUUUCAUCGAGAAUGUUUUGAAGAAGAGGCACAGAAAUGUCGGCGUUCCACGUGAUCAGGAGAUUCCAAAUGAGCGUUUCAGUUCCAAGGAGGCCUUAAAAGACAUAAAGCCGCAAUGA
Molecule: messenger RNA, 1230 nt
Organism: Brettanomyces bruxellensis
Lineage: Eukaryota; Fungi; Ascomycota; Pichiomycetes; Pichiales; Pichiaceae
Exons: 1
Coding region: 1-1230 (409 amino acids)
Biological process (GO): lipoate biosynthetic process
Cellular component (GO): mitochondrion
Molecular function (GO): 4 iron, 4 sulfur cluster binding; lipoate synthase activity
Source: RefSeq, a predicted model, not a curated record